AUGCAGUUACUAUCUCUCACCGUCGCCGCGCUGGCUUUUCUCCCCACACCAGCAACCGCCUGGCACCUCCAAGUCCACAACCAGAUCGCCUUCGUGGCCGAAAAGCUCCUCCAGCCCAGGACCCUCAAUAUCACAGGCGCCCUCCUCGAUCCUAAAUGGAAUCACUCCAUUGGCCGUGCGGCCGGAUGGGCUGACACAGUUCGUAAAGACUACGCACCCUACAGCUACAACUGGCACUUCGUCGGCAUGAACGAAACACUUCCCAACCUCUGCCCUUUGACCUGGGAUGGCAUCUGCGCCGGCGGCGACUGUGUUGUCGCUCAGAUCACGAAUCAGACGAGAAUCCUGCGCGGCUGUAUUCAGAAGGUCAAGGACCACGAAUACGACUUUUCUCAUCCGGAUUUGAACUGCCAGCAGGCGUUGAUGUGGGUCGUUCACUUGAUUGGUGACGUGGCACAGCCGUUGCAUACGUCUAGUACGAAGACUGGUGGGAAUGGGGAGAAAGUGUUGUUCAACAAUACCGCUAGUAACCUUCACGACGUCUGGGAUAGGUGGAUCCUCUACGCUGGAACCUCGAAGUGGGAGGGUUUCGAUGACCAGCAGCUCGAUCCGUACUUUGGUGGUCUCUUAGAUCGCAUCGGGAAGGACAUGUUCAAAGUACCGAGGAAGGACUGGUCGGCGUGUGGCUUUGAUGUCGAUCAAGGUGCGCAAUGUCCGAAAGCGUGGGCGGAAGACUCGCAUUGGCUUGUCUGCAAGGCUGUCUACACGAGCACAUUCACCAAUGCGACCGAUCUGUUCAAGACUGGGUAUGCUGAGAAGAUGUUCCCCAUCGUCGAGCUGCAGCUGGCGAAGGCCUCUUGGAGAUUAGCCGGGUGGCUCAAUGCUCUGGUCGAGAGCGUGUACAGCGGACAGGAGUCUGAAUAUGUCACUCAGUACAAGCAAGCACUUUGA
Fulvia fulva is the source of this 951-nucleotide messenger RNA. Its product is annotated as Nuclease S1. Gene Ontology annotation, biological process: DNA catabolic process. The coding region runs from base 1 to 951 and encodes 316 amino acids. Gene Ontology annotation, molecular function: nucleic acid binding; endonuclease activity. The record is from RefSeq and is a predicted model, not a curated record. Lineage: Eukaryota; Fungi; Ascomycota; Dothideomycetes; Mycosphaerellales; Mycosphaerellaceae. The transcript has a single exon.